Molecule: messenger RNA, 1236 nt
Organism: Salvelinus fontinalis (brook trout)
Lineage: Eukaryota; Metazoa; Chordata; Actinopteri; Salmoniformes; Salmonidae
Product: bifunctional 3'-phosphoadenosine 5'-phosphosulfate synthase 1-like
Exons: 7
Coding region: 16-1212 (398 amino acids)
Biological process (GO): 3'-phosphoadenosine 5'-phosphosulfate biosynthetic process; sulfate assimilation
Molecular function (GO): adenylylsulfate kinase activity; sulfate adenylyltransferase (ATP) activity
Source: RefSeq, a predicted model, not a curated record
GUGACUGUUUUCUCCAUGUCAGGUUUCACUGGGAUAGACUCGGAGUAUGAGAAACCAGAGGCCCCAGAGCUGGUGCUGAAGACUGACACCUGCAGUGUCAACGAGUCUAUACAGCAGCUCAUUGACCUGCUACAUGAGAAGGAUAUAGUGCCGGUGGAUGCUUCCUAUGAAGUGAAGGAGCUGUACGUAGUGGAGAACAAGUUGGACCUGGCCAAGACGGAUGCUGAAACACUACCUGCUGUGCAGAUUGGAAAGGUGGACAUGCAGUGGGUUCAGGUGCUUGCUGAGGGCUGGGCCACCCCUCUGAACGGCUUCAUGAGGGAGAGGGAGUUCCUGCAGUGUCUCCACUUUGACUGUCUGCUGGACGGUGGCGUCAUCAACCUGUCUGUGCCGGUGGUGUUGCCGGUGUCGGGGGCGGACAAGGAGCGUCUGGACGGCGUCACGGCCAUGGCCCUGGUGUACGAGGGCCGCCGUGUGGCCAUCCUCCGCAACCCCGAGUUCUACGAGCACCGCAAGGAGGAGCGCUGCGCCCGCCAGUGGGGCACUACCUGCAAGGACCACCCCUACAUCAAGAUGGUAAUGGAGAGUGGAGACUGGCUGGUAGGAGGAGACCUGCAGGUCCUGGACAAAAUCAGCUGGAACGACGGCCUGGACCAGUACAGACUCACCCCCACUGAGCUCAAACACAAGUUCAAGGAGAUGAAUGCAGACGCGGUGUUUGCCUUCCAGCUGCGUAACCCGGUGCACAACGGCCACGCCCUCCUCAUGCAGGACACCCACAAGCGUCUGAUCGAACGGGGCUACCGCCGGCCCGUCCUACUGCUGCACCCGCUGGGCGGCUGGACCAAGGACGACGACGUGCCGUUGGAGUGGCGCAUGAAGCAGCACGCCGCCGUGCUGGACGAGGGCGUGCUGAAACCCGAAAACACCAUCGUGGCCAUCUUCCCGUCGCCCAUGAUGUACGCCGGCCCCACUGAGGUGCAGUGGCACUGCCGAGCACGAAUGGUGGCCGGCGCCAACUUCUACAUCGUGGGUCGCGACCCGGCGGGCAUGCCCCACCCAGCCACGGGCAAGGACCUGUACGAGCCAACGCAUGGGGCUAAAGUCCUCACCAUGGCGCCUGGACUCAUCACCCUGGAAAUUGUACCCUUCAAGGUGGCCGCCUACAACAAAGCCAAGAGGGCCAUGGACUUCUAUGACCCCAAGAAGUAAGCCCUGUCACUCAUCGUUUGUUUU